This is a messenger RNA of Eurytemora carolleeae, 6669 nucleotides long. RefSeq lists its product as uncharacterized. The coding region runs from base 844 to 6588 and encodes 1914 amino acids. NCBI's taxonomy places the organism in Eukaryota, Metazoa, Arthropoda, Copepoda, Calanoida, Temoridae. The transcript has 5 exons. The record is from RefSeq and is a predicted model, not a curated record.
AGCAGUAUAAUCCACUACGCUAUACUUACAGGGUUACUGCGCCUGUAAAUAUAUACACCUGGAACUUGAAGUUAACAUUCAGCAAUAAACAGUAAACACUCAAUGUAAAUAGUAAAAAUUAAGAAUAGUAUUUUAAAAACUUGCUAUUCUGUAAUCUGUACUGUAAGCAGAACGCCUUGCAAGUUAUAUGCUGUGAACUGAAACAUGUGAUAUGCUACAAGUUUACACCGGAGCAGGUUGAAAGGUUUCUAGCUUCCCUAGAUACAGCCAGUGCUCCUAGUGAUACAUCCUACCAGGAGCGGGGCUCCUAGUCCUAGCAUUACAGUUUUCUCUCUCUCUCCUUCUCAUACUCGUUCGGGUCCUAGGAAACCCAGCUGUAACAAGAACUGGAUGAUUCCAGUAUUCAUCCUACCAUUUCAAAGAACGUGUUUAUACCAUACAGUAUACACUGUAUAGUCAAUCUUGUUUCUGCUCAAUUCAAAACCAGGAUUUGAAUAUCUCAAGUCCGAGCGUCAGAAUCAAGGAUCAUGGUUUACUCACAUAAACCUGCUUCGUUCCACCAGUCUCCUUCCCUACUCCAAAGUUCUGCUAAAUCUUCUUAAAUCGUUUUGUAAUUAGGUGAUUACGCUGGUUUUCUGGUGAUGGUAGAAGCACUUUUACUUUGUUUCUUGAUGCAUGCCCGCUGAAUUAGAUUCUAUGCUCUAAAGAAUAUCUGGAGAACUAAUUUUCAUGUAUCCUCUAGUAUGCCUAAAGAUUUAGAUUCUAUGAUGUGCCUUGAAGUAUAACUAGAUCCUGAGAAAUGCAUUUAGAAAAGUAAUCCCGGAGAAAUAUAGUAGUUAAGAGAUGAAUUCCACAAGUUGUGUAUUCUGUAACACAAAUGAUCAUGCCAGCACUAAGUGUCCUCUUAUCUGUAAGCUAUGUCAGAACUGGGGACACAGAACUAUCAGCUGUCCUCUGCUUAUCUGCAAACAUUGUAAACAACAAGGACAUAUCAGGACUAAAUGUCCACUGCUCAAGGAACAGAAGGACAAAGGUUUGAAAUUACCCAAAGCAAAUCUUCCAAAUCUACCAAAUCUUCCACGGCCUGAACUAAACGAUAAGAAAGGCAUCCAAGGAUGUCUCUCGGUCAAGAAUUUGCAGGUUCAUGCAUUCUCAGUGGAUGAUUCUUCAAGCCCUGAUACAACUUCCAAACCCUUUCUUUUUAAUUCCUCACCAGCCAUACUUAAACUGCCUGAGCCUAAGGCUGAUCUCAAUGCCAAUACUAAAACUCUUGAUCAAAACCCAGCUCAGGGUUCUUGCAGAAACAAUAAAUCACAAAAAAAAUCUAGUCCUCAGCAGCAUUGCCCAUGCAAAUCAACAGUGUUCGAAGUUGUUUGUAAAUCCUGCCCCACAUUCAAUAUCUUCGCUCAAGAAGAUGUAAUGAUCACAGAUUCUGAAGACUUUGGUGGAGAUUUAACUAUUCUUUGUGCUGUUCAAAAUCUUCCUAAGAAUAACAAAUCCGUAAAAAUAUUCAAAGAUUCCAAAUAUUCACUGAAUGGGAACGGUUUUAUAUCGUCUCUCUCGGUAGAUGGAAAACUUUUCCUCACUCUGAAACUAUCCAAACCUGAACUGGAGGAAACAAGGUUCAGUGUGCACAAGGGAGACAGGAUAGCACUGUGCCAGAUCUCAGAUCUAACUCCACCUCCAGAACCUAAAUCAAAGGCAGAUGUAUCAGUCGUUGACGAUGUUCAAAUUCCUCCAGGUCAGAUCAGAACCGUUAAACUAAGAUUGUUGGAUUUUGAAUAUGUUUCCAACGUGAAACCUGAAAUCUUGCUUCUUCACUUUUCAACACAAGUUCCUGAGCGACCUAAUCUUGUCAUAAAAAAAGGACGUGUUUCACUACAAGAAGGAAACAUUUUCCUUCUUCCAAUUCACAAUAAAUCCGAAGUUCGCGUAAUUCUGAGGAAAGACCUGGAAUUCGGUCUGGUUGAACUUUAUUUCAAUUCCAAAAUACCAAGAUUUGAGAAAAAUUUCAUCAUUGAUCCCUCACCUCUGUUUCCUCAAACAUCUGUAGAUGCAGAAAAUGAUAUUAAAGAUGAGAGUGGUGAUUCCACUGCCAUUUUUACAGCCGAGUCUAAUACUGAUGAAUAUACAGAACCAUUAAAAUCUGAAGUGCACCUGGAGAUCAAGAAACCUUCAGCGCAAGGCCAGAUCGAGAAGAAGAACGAACUCUUAGUUUUUGUCUCCCUUCAGCUGUUUCAGGUUGGACAUGGGAACUCUCAAACCACAGAAACUAAAACUAUAUCAGUUCAAGUUGAAGAUGAAUUCAAGAGUUUUUUUGUAACUCCCUUGUCUUACAUUAAACGCUACAAUUCUAAAGAGCUUGUCAAUCAUGGAUACCGGCUAAUAGAAAAUUGCUACUUUUUUGAUGGCAUUGAGAAGCAUAAAACUCUUCACCUCAAAAGUGUUAUUAGAGAAAUUGUAGAUCUUGUAACAGGAGUUCAAUCUUCCACUGGCAUUUCAAACUCUAAUUCAUCUUUAGUUUUUAGAGACCGAAAGGAGUAUGAAUCUUUCUUGACGAUCAUCAAACAGUUCUCGGUUAAUGAAUAUAUCAAAUCAAUAAUUACAAGGAUAUAUUUGACCAAUGAUGUUUUGGUUCAGUACUGGCCAUCCCCAGAACAUCCUAAGGAAUUCAAUAGUAUCGCUAAGACUGUUCUGAACCAUCCAUCAGCUUUCUACGAAGUCCCCUCCACUCCCUUUUCUGGCACUAAUUUAACUAAAAUGCCUUUGAUAUCUAUCAAUCUACCCAACCCUGUGAAGAAUCCUUCCUUGAAGAGACAGAUUGAGAAGGAACCACAGAAAAAGAAAAGAUUAAAGACAACUGGAUCAUUAUACAAAGAGAAAUGUUGCUGUUAUUUAAACCCUGGAUAUAAGGGUAUAAUGAUGUGUCUAGUUCAUCCUCCACUUAGUAUCAAAUCCCUGGUUGAGAUUCAAAUACAACCUAACACCUUGGAAACUAUCCUGUGCAAGAUAGAAUACCCCUACCCUUCUAAAGAUCCGCAUAUACCUAGCAGUAUCAAGGUGUUUCCACUUAUGUCUGAUCAACCUUCCUCAUUUUCUCUGGUUUUGUCCAAUAAACCAAGGAUUGCGUAUGAUGGUAUGGUUUAUCUCAUUCUACGUAAUUUGGGAUGUAAACCGCUAUUAAUUGAACCAGGGACAGAAUAUGCUCUAGGGAAUGAGAUUCUACCAAGAGGAAUUGAUUUCAAAGAACCCUUGAUUCAGGAGCAUGUUGCUUUGUUAAAUCACCCUCCUGCUAUACUUGAUGAUGAAGAAACAAGCAUUGUUCUCUGCAAACCAGUUCCACCUCUACCUCAAGGUACACUAGUUGCAGUUAGAAACAUUGAAACAAACUCAUUCUUCUCUGUCAAUGGAAUCUACACCGUUCAAGAGUCUGGAAAACUUCCCAUUAAGAUAAAGAAUUUAACCAAGUUGAAGAUUUCUCUAAGUUCAGAUCAUAUUGUCGGACAUAUAGUUACUCUUAUGGACCACUCAGGAAUGUGCUUUGUUCAAAAUCCAAUAUUUGAAAGUGAUAACAUGAACUCUUUUGAUAUGGAGAAGCUAGAGGGAUUGAAGAACUGUAUUAAACUCAGAGAUGCAGUAAGUCCUUGCUCUCAUGCUGAAGCAAGUAGUGGAGAAGAAUGUCCCAAAUGUCCUAUGUUUCAUAUCUUCUCAGUAUGUGAGAAAACUAUCCCAAGUAAAGGAACUGGUCUUAUUGUUGGCAUCAUGUGCAUGCUGGAUAAUUUUCCUGAACUAAACUUUGGUACAAGCAGAGAGAAUUUUUUGAAAAUCUUCCCUGAGCCAAAGUACUCUGAACAAGCUACACCAAUUCUCAACCACUUUGUGAGAAUUUACAACAAUCAGUUUGUUUGUGUAAAUGUCCUCAAUGAUACUCAGAAUGAAAUCACUAUUUCUGAAAACUCUCUUUUGGCUACAGCACAAACUUUUAAACUGGAUAAAAAUAUUCCCAUACAGAGAAUAGUCCGGUUUCAUCAGUGUGAGAAGGUCUCAAUUAAACCUGGAGAAACUGAGCAGGUCCAGUUCAGUCCUACACCAAGUAUGGAGAGAUUCUUCCUUGAUGUUUCCUUGACCAAGCUAUUAAUUCUGACCUCGGAAAAUCUCGGUUUAUCUAUCGCACAAACUCCAGCAAUGGUUGAAUCUGAUUUAACCAUGAGGGUCAUGGUUACAAACAACAGUAGUAAAAUAAAGGUUUGUAAAUCUUUAGAACUCGACGCUUAUUUCAAUGCGUUCAAUCUGAAAGAUAUGACCAUACCAAACUUCAUCCCUGUUCUUCCUGGCAAAAUGGAAAAUCAUGCAGACAGUGUAAUUCAUCAUAGGAUAAAGUAUUCGUAUCGACUUAAAAAUAUAAAUAAGUUCAGUUUAAAGCCACGCCAAGUACUUUCAGUCCUAACUUUAGUUGAAGAUUUGCCAGAGUUUUGUAGGAGCAUCUCUGUUCUUGGUGAUUCAAAGUUUUGUGAAGAACAGGGGUUGUCUUUAAUACCGUCCAGGCAGCAUGUGUUUUGCAGACAGUUUGUUUUUGUAACCUUUAAGAAUACUUCUGAUAAGCAAAUCAAUAUUGAGAACCAGGACUUGACGGUAGCUCUUGGUUUCCCUCUACCAUAUGAAUCUAAAUGCCAAUUUACAUCUGUUGAAGUUAAGGUCUCUGCUGACGUUGAAAUCAAAGCCAAAGAAGAUCUGAUAUUAAACUGCUAUGCAAGUUUUAAUGAUGACGAGGAUGAGAACGAGGAGAUGAAUACAGUAGUUUCUCUUGCUGAACCUACUUUUGAGAAGGUUGAUAUUACAAGUGUAGUGGAAACCAUGCACUAUGAGAGAGAUACUGAUACUACCAGAAUAAAACUUGAAGUAUCAAACUCUAGAGACACAGAAAUCAAACUCCAAUCUGGGGAAACUAUCUGUAAAGCCUUUCCAAUGAUGUCGGAGCCAUUUGUAAAACAAAUACUGAAGAUUUCUAAUUUUGAAUUCAAUUUGAAUAAAGGAUCGUUACCUGUUCAAAAGAAGGUUGUAACAGCUGGCAAAGAUGGUAAAGCUGUUUCUCCUGGUUCAAGAAUAAGCUGUUCUGUCUGCAGAAAGAUUACACAUUGUGUGAAGUGUACCUCAUGUCCCCUGUAUCCUGUUUACACCGUUGGAGAUGUCCAGCUUCUUGGCAAUGGAGCAGUUACAGUUCUAGUACGGUCUGAGUUUCCUCCAGAUCUCCAACCCAAGUUUGUUCAAACCUUCACAUCUUCUCAAUUCCACAGCACAAAGAUUGCCAACAAGAGUCUUGGGAUCAGUAAGAAGACUGUAAGAAAAAUAUUCAAUUCUCAGUAUUUCUUUCUCACAAUUUUCUUCUCAAAGCAAGAAAAAUAUUCAGGAUUUAUGAUUAAAAAGGGAUUUCAUAUUGCUGACUGUCAACUGAGAAGAAAGGCUGCUUAUCUUGACUCUGUAUGCUGUGAGAUGGGAGAGGAUGAGAUACUACCAGCUUUUCUUACCUGUGAGUUGAUCCUUAAACCCGGAGAGAGCAGAAAUGUUGAGUUUCAAAUCAAGAAUGACAAAGGUUUCCAGAAUAAGGAGAAUACUUACCAGCUCUACAAAAUAUUGGAUGUUGACAAGUUGAUGAUCAAGGUUUCGAGCAGAUUUUGUACAAGCAAGGGUUUAAGGAAGACCAUCAUCAAUAUGACCAAUGAGAGUAGUAUUGAUAUUCAAAUGAAAGGCAAAUGCCCUAUAUUGUACUUGUCCAGUGUAAUGAACAGUUCUGGUUGUAAUGAGAUACUGGAGAUGGAAAAAUCAAAACUUGAACCAAGACAUCCUGAGAAUCUCUUAGAUUUGGUCUACAGCUAUUGCAAUUGUCUGAAUGAACGUAUCUCUGUAGAGCAAUGUUUACACUGUGAACCUGUUCCUAUCCUAGCAUCCUCCAACACCUACCUGAGUCAAGGUGAAGUAUACACCAUUCUCUGUAAAAUGGAGCUCCCCACCCAGUUCAAGAACUUCAAGCACUGCAUCCUCAGUUCAACUAAAUACAAUGUUUUUUCAACCCAAAGGGAGAUAUUUAACCAGGAGUAUGUGUUUGUAACAAUAAAACCAACCCAAUCUGUCCUAUUGUGUAAAGGAUCUGUAGUAGGAGGAGCAGGUAUACGAUCCAAAUCUUCAAUUCUUAAGAAACUCUCAGCUAAGGAGCAUCCAGUAUACCUGGAUACAAGCCGUAUUCUACCUCUUAAACCCGGAGUAUACACAGAUGUUAGACUAACAAUCCCAGAAAUGCAUGAGCAGUUCUCUCAAACCGCAGAGAACAGGUUUGAACCAAUAAAACUGGUUGCAACCCAACUCCUUCCAAAGGAUCUCUACCUUGAGAAAAUAUCUGGUAUUCCUCCUGGCACCUGCACCUCAUCAGACCAGAACCGUCUCCAGGUGCGGAUAUUCAAUGCAUCCUCCAAGAUUCUUAACCUACCCAGAGAUAGACCUUUGUUCCUUGCUGAAACCUGUUUAUCCCCUGCAGGGCUAAACCUGUACCUGGAUAUGGCAAACAAAGUGCCUGAAGUAAUGAGCUUAGAUUAAUUCUUGUCAUGUUAAAGUUAUACCUUUUUUUGCGAUUUCAAUUUUAUUAAAAAAUAAAAAUAAAUAUUUUUUACAUUUAAA